GGUUCGCCCUUUGUUGGGUCAGUCAAAAGUUCGACACGACAUCGUCGACAACGCCGUCACCCGUGCAUGUAUAAUAAUAGUUACAUGCAUCUGUAAGACAGUUUUCCUUUUUUUGUUAGAUAUUAUUUUUGAUUUUCAUUAAAUUUUAUUAUUUCGUCAUGUACGAUUUUUAACUGAAAUAUUCAUGCAUUGUUAAAACGUGAACGUUUAUUAUUUACCUAUUUUAAUUUAAUUACAAUUUUUGUUUUGGCCAAUUCUUCCAACGUCUCAAUGUCUGGCUGUCAUUUUAGAAAUUGCGUCCGAAUCGCCAGCAAUGGAAGAUGAUAAAGGAGCAGGCCAUAGACGGUUGUUCUUCCAUCGGGACCAUCGAUAGCGAAGUGUUUACGAUUGGGAGGACAUUUUAAGAGACAAUCGAGAUGAUGGACUAUGACGGAAGCGAAUAUUCUAUACUGUUCGGUAUCCGUCAGGUACCGUGUGAUGAAUAACUCGAGCAAAAGUUUCUUCAGAUGGAUUAUUUCAGAAAUAUUCUGCUGCUGGAAACAACAGAACGAACUUUCCGAAAACUUGGCCGUGAGUUACACGGAGAUAACGCACUCAAAUACGGCAGAAGUAUUGGAACUGCAACCACUUACGCUGCGGAACUACGUGAACUCGCUGGAGCCGUACAAUCCGGAAGUGCACGGCUGGAGGGAUACCACGCCACCCGUUAUGCGAUCUGUCAAGCACAGCGAACGAGCUACACAGCUAGUAAAAGCCAUACGUAUGUCAGGGCUACAGGACAUAGAAAUACUAGGCGUGCCCGAUGGACACAGCUAACGACGGCGUUUGCCGACACCGUCCCGUACGUCCAGACGCCGUCGUGAAUCUUGUACAUACGACACCGUACCACGAAAUGUAAUAUUGUUUAUUGAUAAUAAAAAAAUCGUUUUAUCUGUU
Aphis gossypii (cotton aphid) is the source of this 936-nucleotide messenger RNA. RefSeq lists its product as uncharacterized. Bases 507 to 863 code for a protein of 118 amino acids. NCBI's taxonomy places the organism in Eukaryota, Metazoa, Arthropoda, Insecta, Hemiptera, Aphididae. The record is from RefSeq and is a predicted model, not a curated record. The transcript is spliced from 4 exons.